Messenger RNA from Durio zibethinus, 1400 nucleotides. RefSeq lists its product as uncharacterized. The record is from RefSeq and is a predicted model, not a curated record. Lineage: Eukaryota; Viridiplantae; Streptophyta; Magnoliopsida; Malvales; Malvaceae. Gene Ontology annotation, molecular function: zinc ion binding.
UGUAAAAGAAAAGAAAAGAAAUCUCGUCUCGGUUCCCUGUGCACUCACUGCACGUUUCUGUUCUUCUGUGCAGUGCGUGUCUGAGUCUCGACACAGAGCAUGGGUCCUUUGUCUUUGAACCCCUCUUCGUCUCUUUAAACUUCUCUCUUUUUUUUCUCUAUGCAUUUUUCUUAAGUACCAAGCCAUGGCUGAUCUCUAAAUCUUGCCGUGUUUUCACUUUUUGGUGUUUUGGGGUGUUCCAAUUUUUUCCGUUUUAUAAGUUUUCUUUGUUAGUGAAACGUUAAUGGAGGCAAAGGGUCACCUAAUCCAAUAGUGACUUCUUAAAACCGACUGCAAAGCUUGAAACUUUGAGUCUAUUGAGUAUUGAUCCUCAAAGCUUGAAACUUUGAGCCUGUUAACGCUCUUUACAGAGCCUUAACUCCAAGUUUUAGCUUCUGGGUCUUUCAAAAUGUCAUCAUUAGAGAUGUCUCAUAUCGAUUUAGAGCAAGGAACUCACCGCCGGAACGUGAGUGACGUUAGCGUCGGCGAGGCUAGCAUUUGCUUCUCGGACGCCGACGAGGGUUCUUGCUACUCUCAGUUUUAUUCUACUACAGGUGGUUCUUACGAUGAGUUCAGCUUUGCUUGCGCUUCUGAUGGAGAGAUUGGUGACGUGUUGGAUUCCAGGAGGGUGUCUUCACCCUCGGAUUGUUCAGUGGAGGUGGAGAUUGAGAGGGGAGUUCCUGAAAUUAAGGUGCAUUUGGCCAAAGUUGAGAAAGAUUGUAGAAUUUGUCAUUUGGGUUUGGAAAGUAACAGUCAUGAAUCUGGUGUUCCUAUUGUGUUGGGUUGUUCUUGUAAGGGUGAUCUUGCUACUGCUCAUAAACAGUGUGCUGAGGCAUGGUUUAAGAUCAGAGGAAAUAAGAACUGUGAGAUUUGUCAUUCUAUUGCAUGCAAUGUAGUUGGAGUGAAUGAAGUUGAGUCAACAGAGCAAUCAAAUGAGACCAACAGUUCCACGGCAACAGCUGCAGUCUCAGGACCAGCACCCAAUACAGACUCUCGAAGCUUCUGGCAUGGCCAUCGCUUCCUCAAUUUUCUCCUUGCUUGCAUGGUAUUUGCAUUUGUCAUAUCAUGGCUCUUUCACUUCAAUGUGCCAUCAUCCUAAAAUUCUGUAGCACAGUUCUUGAACAAAAUUGAAAGAAUGAAAAAUAAAGAAGCAAUGGGAUAGUCUAGAAAGUCUUGUGAUGGUUAAUAGGUAUUUUAUACACCCCUUCUUCUCCAUACAUGUAGAAAAUUUGUUAUAUCUAAUAUAUGCACUUUCAUCAUAAUUAUCAAAUCCAUGUCUUGCAUUAGUACGUAAGCAAUCACUCUAUCUCGUUUUAGAAGACUUCUGUAUAAAUCGAUAUUGUUGCUUUAUUGUUGUUGCA